AGCAAGUGGAGAGGUAGAGUUGGAGAGAGAGGGAAGGGAGGGAGGAAGAGGAAAAACUUACUUGAAAUCCCAGUCUCCUGAAGGAAUGCAUGUGACGCGUUGCUAAUUUUAAGUUUCCAGGGAGGUGGUAUUGGUGGUGCUGGUGGUGCUGGUGGUGGUGCUGGUGGUUAGUUUUCCGUACAAAGAUUCCCCCAAUGGUAUUCUCCUCUUUCUGGUGGUACGCUGUUGGUGCUCAUAAGGUCACUAGUUUUACCGUGCCCUGGUGCUGUUGCUGAUGAUUCUGGUGAUGUUUGGUGAUGUUUCCUGUCUCCCCAAUCACCGCCACCAUCACCACUCACUCCCCGACGUCCACUCCUGCCGGCAAAGAGAACCAAACAUCACUACUUCAGGAUCACUAGUCUAAGGUGCCGCUCGACCCCCCCACCAUGCCCUUCUCCCGUCGGUACCUUCGUCGGGCACGCGUGUUCUGGUGGCUGUGCGUGGUGGCGGCGUGGGCGGUGCUGGGGGUGCUACAGGACUCCCUUAGUGGGGGUCAGGUGGGGCCGGGGAGCUACGUGAGGCGCCCUUGGAGUGAGGACCAAGACCCCAAGAUCCCCAAGCCGCCCAAGAAUCCUAAUGUCCUUCGUGCUUCUGUUCAGGACGACACAGAGGCCGCCUGGUGGACGCCCGAGCGCCUGCAGCAGCUCCUGGACGUGCCCACCACCACGUGCCGGCGCCUCGUGAGCCUUGGGGGCGUUAGUCGCUGUGAGGAUUGCCGCACCUGUUACAAGGACGGGAACAAGCUUACCUGUCUUGACCCCGACGUCAGACCGCGGCCGGGGCAAUGCAUCGUCUACUCAAUGGGCGUGGGAGGAGAGCUUUCGUGGGACCGGGCCAUCAACGAAUACAACUGCUCCGUCUACGCCUUCGACAUGACGCUUAUGAAGUGGACCAACGCCGAGAUCGCGCCAAAGCUCCACUUCCUAGACCUCGGCCUGGCGGACUACCAUUCUGACGAGACGAUCAACAUGACAUCGGCGGAUGGCCCCGGCACGGAGUGGGAGACGCGCAAGGCUCACUUCCGCAGACUGGAAGACAUCCGGGACAUUCUGGACCACUCCCGCACCACCCUCGACGUCCUCAAGUUGGACAUCGAGUACUGGGAGUGGAAUGUCCUGCGAGGCUUAUUGUCGUCCCCGUCAAGAGCGAAGACUCUGGAGAGCGUGAACCAGAUUGCUCUAGAGAUCCACCUGGACGGGCUGAGGAACGCGUCGGCGGCGGAGCGCGUGACGGAGGCGAGGCGGGUGGAGGAGGUGCUCACGGCCCUCAACGCGCACGGCUUCCACUUGGCACACACGGAGCUCAACACGGCGCAGCAGAGGUACGCUGAGGUGCGCGGCGUGGUCUUCCCGCUGUACAGGGAGUCACUCUUCCUUCGGCGCCCGUGACAACGCUCCUGCCUCGCUAUUCCCAGACGCCUCCUUCUCCCACACCAACUAUUUCCAGAGUCCAAAAAGGAGAUCAGUCGGGUUCUCAUGAGUGUUUUUUGAGGUUCAUGGUACAGAGGAAUGGUCGAACUACCACCUGGAUCACAAACUAGCCAUGGGAAUGCUCAAAGCUCCCACGAAAGCCUUGUUAAAUAUGUGUGCUGGGGCGCCGAAAUGUUUAAUAUGAUCCCUGCUGCUGCUGUUGAUGUUACUAAUGAUUCAGAGUCGUCAGGCAAGGCAAGCACGACACUAAAAAACGACGCCAAACUGAACUCGUCGACCCCAAGAGAAAAAUACAAUCGACGUUAAAGUUAUUCAAGGAGUCAGAGGUCGUACAAAACACUGUGACGGAGAUGAGCACCGAGGUCACGUGCAGCUUCAGUGUAUGCCCCUAACUAUACCUUUGUGAAAACCCUUGUUGACGUCAGACUGAACUUACGGACGAAACGCAAUGAAGAUAAAAAAUGUAGAAAUGAAUCUGUCGACGUAGGCCUAAACUAACUGAUAUCAGAUUCUAGUUCUACCAACGUCAAACUGAUAUCAAGGACGUAGAAGGGAAAUAUGUGAUGUCAGAUUGAACUCACUAGCGCAAAACUGAGCCCAAGGAUGUCAAACAGAACUUACGAAUACUAACAUGAAAAUAGUCCCAUCCUAUCGACAUAUAAGUGAACCUAUCGCCGUAAGACAGAGUACAUAUAGAUAGUUUACUGCUGCUGCAACUAAAUAAAACAAUAGAGGGGACAUGAUCGCAGUUUGCUAAUUGUCCUGAAAAAAUGUAUUAAUGACGAAAAGAUAAAUUGAAUAUCCCUCAAAAAGAAAAAUGAAAAAAGGUGAAGCCUCUUAAUAGAUGAAAAAGUUAAACCUGUUGAUUGAUGAAAAAGCGAAGUCUGUUAAUAGAUGAAAAAGUGGAGUCUGUUAAUAUAUGAAAAAGUGGAGUCUGUUAAUAUAUGAAAAAGUGGAGUCUGUUAAUAGAUGAAAAAGUGGAGUCUGUUAAUAUAUGAA
Eriocheir sinensis (Chinese mitten crab) is the source of this 2468-nucleotide messenger RNA. RefSeq lists its product as uncharacterized. The transcript has 7 exons. Bases 426 to 1427 code for a protein of 333 amino acids. Lineage: Eukaryota; Metazoa; Arthropoda; Malacostraca; Decapoda; Varunidae. The record is from RefSeq and is a predicted model, not a curated record.